This is a messenger RNA of Malania oleifera, 1533 nucleotides long. RefSeq names its product pathogenesis-related genes transcriptional activator PTI6-like. Gene Ontology annotation, biological process: regulation of DNA-templated transcription. The transcript has 2 exons. Gene Ontology annotation, molecular function: DNA-binding transcription factor activity; DNA binding. The coding region runs from base 416 to 1417 and encodes 333 amino acids. Lineage: Eukaryota; Viridiplantae; Streptophyta; Magnoliopsida; Santalales; Ximeniaceae. The record is from RefSeq and is a predicted model, not a curated record.
GCAACCCGAAACAGCGGUCUCUCUCUCCCACCAUCUCUGUUCACCUUCUAAAACCCUCCCUAAACCCACUUUCUCUCUCCUCUCUCUUUCUCUCUCUCAAUUCCUGAGAUGGGCUGUGGGCUCUGCUCUUUUGGUCUGUUGUCAGUUUCAGGGUUUGCUUUGUUUAAAGGUGUUCACUUCAUUCUUCUUCAGCUAUUGCUAGCAAUUGAACUGUUUCAAGUUUGAAGAUUUGUUUCUGGUAAUACUUUCUUCCGUGGGCGAAGGGCUUUUUCAUGAACACAUCGCAUCUUUCUAGUGCCCUUUUCUCCUACCAUCCAAAUCCCCAUUCUUUUUCCAUAUCUGCCGUAAUCUUUAUCUUUUCCAUUCAAUUCUCCUUCCAAAUCCAGCGAUUACCUGAAUCUUCGCAACUGUGAGAAUGAAUCGAAGCAAUUCUUGCCCAAUCAAGUUUUCCGAACACCGAAAUCUUACAAAAAAACUGGUGAAACUUCCUAAUAAUGCAUCGAGCAAGAAUUUGGAAGCAGAACCCAUGUCCAGAACCAUUCGGAUUAUCGUCACCGACUGUGACGCCACGGACUCUUCAAGCGGAGAUGAAUCAGAAGACGAUGCGCUUAAUGCUCCGCAGAGAGUGAAGAAGUAUGUCAACGAGAUCAGAAUCGAGUCACUCAAUCAAAGGGCGAAUUUUAAUCCCAAACCGAGUCGUCAGAAACCUUCGAAGAAUCUGCUCAAUCGCCGCCCGGAGAAGCAGCGGUUAACCACGGCGAUGAAGUAUCGCGGCGUCCGACAGCGGCCGUGGGGAAAAUGGGCGGCGGAGAUCCGAGAUCCUAUCCGAAGAUCGCGGGUCUGGCUGGGGACCUUCGACACGCCGGAAGAGGCUGCUAUGGUAUACGAUACGGCUGCGUUGCGCCUCAGGGGACCUGACGCCCCGACGAAUUUCAGGUCGCCUGCGUUAAGAGCUCCGUCGACGUUGGUCGACUUUUCGACGACUCCGGUUCGCGAUUGUUGUACGGAUUCUCGAACUAUGCAUUCUCCGACCUCUGUUCUUAGAUUUCAGAGCACUGAAGAGGUACUGAGAAUAGAGUCUAAGGCAGAGGCGGAAUGCCGGCCGAUUCAGGAGGCCGAAACGAGUUUACCGGACGAUUGUUUACUAUUGGAGCCUAGUGUGUUGAAUGAUUUUUUUCGUUUUGAUGCACCGGCGCCGAUACAAUUCGACGAAAUUGCUACGCCCGUUGAUGCUUUCUGGGAAGACUUGGGAGAUGUUUCGGGUGAUGGAGAGGAGGAUUUACAAUUCGACGAAAUUGCUAUGGCCGUUGACGCUUUCAGGGAAUACUUGGGGGAUGUUUCAGGCGACGGAGAGGAGGAUUUCGGGUCUUGUUUAUGGGACACGGAUGAAUUAAUUCAAGAGCCUGUAACUCACUGAUACUGCUACGUGCCUAUCAGCCACUUCAUUUUUUAGGGCAGCAGUAGUUAAUGAGGCAACCCACGUACCAAUUCCAACAUAAGAGCAAAGAUCUGCAACCACUCCCUCAAUUAAUG